AUGGGCCGGAUCUUCACACUCACUUCGUCUGCUACUCCAAGUCAUGCUGCAACAGGGCCGGCGGGUAUCGUGGCUCACGCCAAGUCAACCAUUCUUGCAUACAUCAACAUGAUCUACGAAGCUCUCGGUAAGGUUUAUCCAAUCAUACAAGACAUGAUGUCUGACACUAUCUGGCGACUUCUCCGCUACAAGCUCAUGAGUCCUGAAGAGGAUCACAUCAACCUCAAGGUGCAACUGGCAGAUGCAUAUCUGGAAUCGGGAAACUACAGGGAAGCACCUAGAACGGCAGAAGAGAUCAAAGAUGUUGAGUACAAGAGCGAGAGGAUGAUGCCAUCGUUGUAUAUGCUGUUUUCAAGGAUUGACGAAGUGGAAAAUGGGGCAGAGGGUGCCAUCGAAUCGGCACUGAGAUCUGUGGUGACGUGUAUGGAGAUAUUCGGAAAAUGGUCUGACUGGACUGUAAGCUCGUUGGAUUUCUACUGCAAAGUUCUCAAGCGUGCUUGGAGGGUUGAUGAGGUUAGGAGAGUGGUUCAAGAUUGUGACUUGGCAAUUGAGAAGUUGUGUGGCAAGUUGGAGGAUUCAGGCGUCAGAGUCUCGGACUGA
Messenger RNA from Fusarium fujikuroi IMI 58289, 600 nucleotides. RefSeq lists its product as uncharacterized. The coding region runs from base 1 to 600 and encodes 199 amino acids. NCBI's taxonomy places the organism in Eukaryota, Fungi, Ascomycota, Sordariomycetes, Hypocreales, Nectriaceae. The record is from RefSeq and is a predicted model, not a curated record. The transcript has 2 exons.